Messenger RNA from Lates calcarifer (barramundi perch), 4647 nucleotides. RefSeq names its product adenylate cyclase type 8. Gene Ontology annotation, molecular function: adenylate cyclase activity. The coding region runs from base 10 to 3696 and encodes 1228 amino acids. NCBI's taxonomy places the organism in Eukaryota, Metazoa, Chordata, Actinopteri, Centropomidae. Gene Ontology annotation, biological process: adenylate cyclase-activating G protein-coupled receptor signaling pathway; cAMP biosynthetic process; intracellular signal transduction. The transcript is spliced from 23 exons. Gene Ontology annotation, cellular component: plasma membrane. The record is from RefSeq and is a predicted model, not a curated record.
GAUGGAUGGAUGGAUGGAUGGAUGGAUGGAUGGAUGGGUGGUACUACCGAAAAUGUUGAGUCUGUAGCUAAUAGAGUUCUAUUGUUACUGUAUACCUCCUGCACCAAUCAGGUCAUAGACGUAACCAUGGGCGAUGGCGACGGUGAGGACGACGAGCGUAGCGUGCUAGAGAACGGCGACUGCGAGGUGGCGCAGCAGACCAGUGACAUCACCUUCAGCACCAACAUAAACCCCGCCCCCGGCCUGAGGAAGAAACAGCUGCUGUGGCAAAACGCCGUCAGAAACAUCAUCGACCAGCAUAACCUGUACUCAUUGAGGCUCGCCGGAGGCCUGGAGAGAGGGAGACACCGCAUCACCGUCACCGACGCCUACAUCGCUGACAUCAACAGGCAAAUCCGCAAUAAGGCGUCUCGCGGAGCAUUCUGGCAGAAGCGGCGCUCGUCCGCAGCUCGUAUCCACCCGACGACGCCGAGGAUCACCGCAGCAGCACAGACAAAAUACGACUCUCUCGGCGAUGCUGAUUUCUUUGUAUCAUGGGGAUCGACAGUGCGAGGCGUCUUCAUUCCCGCGCUGCAACACACAUUCAAGUCUGCAGAUCUGGAGCAGCUGUACCAGCAGUUUUCCUCCGGUCAGAGAAGAACGUCUCUGGUCGUCACCAACGUCAUCGACGUCCUCACCAGGCUCCUCAUCUCGCUGCUGACAUGGCCGCCAGGCUGGGGGGAUGUCGCCUCUGAUUGGCUGACCGGCCUGUCUGUCGUCCUGUGGGCGGGGAUCUGCGUGCUGGCUCUAACCAGGAGGGAGGUGAUGUCGUCACCGCAGUGGCUGAGGUACCUGUCUGUGGUCAGCUGGUUGUCUCAGACCGUCCAGGUGUUGGUCGGUGUGUUCAGCUGGGCGGAGAGCGAUCACUCCUGGUACGUCUUCUUCACCCUGUUCUCCACCUACACCCUGCUGCCCCUCCCCCUGCUCUGGUCCAUCGUCGCCGGGGCAACCACCUCCACCCUGCACCUGGUGGUGGACUUCUGCUGUCACUAUGGCGACCACACCUUCAUCAGGAAGAUGUUGUCGAAGGCACUGUUGUACCUGGCCAUGAACACGGCCGGCCUCUUCAUCCACUACCUGUCGGACCGGACUCAGAGACAGGCUUUCCUGGAGACCAGACGCUGCAUCGAGGGACGAGUCCGACUGGAGAGAGAGAACCACAGACAGGAGCGUCUGCUGAUGUCCAUCCUGCCUCGUUUCCUGGUCCUAGAGAUGAUCGCCGACAUGGCCACGAUGGACGAAUAUGUGCUGCCUCAGCAGUUCCACAAGAUCUACAUCCACCACUACAAAGACGUCAGCAUCCUGUUCGCAGACAUCAUCGGCUUCACUUCCCUCUCGCUGAUUCUCUCGGCUCAGGAUCUCGUUAAAACUCUUAACGAACUCUUUGGCCGCUUCGACAGGCUCGCCGAGGAGCAUCAGUGUUUGCGUAUUAAGAUCCUGGGUGACUGUUAUUACUGCGUAUCAGGAGUCCCAGAGCCUCAGAGAGGACACGCUCGCUGCUGCGUGGAGAUGGGCCUCAGCAUGAUCAACACUAUACGCUAUGUUCGUCGGGAGCUGCAGCAGGAGGUGGACAUGAGGAUCGGAGUCCACUCUGGUUCGGUUCUUUGUGGCGUUCUGGGUCUUCAGAAGUGGCAGUUUGACAUCUGGAGCUGGGACGUCGACAUCGCCAACAGUCUGGAGGCUGCAGGAAUGCCAGGGCAGAUCCACAUCUCUCGGGCCACCCUGGACUGCCUGGGGGGCCUCUAUGAGACGGAGGCGGGACACGGCCAGGAACGCAACGAGUUUCUGCGCAAACACAACAUCGACACGUACCUGAUCCGCCCAGCGCCACGGGAGGAGGCCGAGCCGCCGAAAGCGAGGCGGCCGAGUUACGACGAGAUGACGACCUGGAGCGCAGAGCUGCCGUUCGGAGACAUCCUGGGAAUGAACUUCAUCCUCGCCACGUUCACCAAUGGCUCGCUGACCCAGCUGCCCAAUCAGAUCGCGGCUCAGAGGUCAGGAUCACGAGAGGUCAACAAGAGGAUCCGGCAGGCCAUGGAGGUUCGGAGCAGUGAGCGAAUGAGGAAGGAGCACAUCACCACCUUCACUCAGGUGUUCAAGGACUCCUACAUGGAGGGAAAGUACUCCCAAAUGAGAGAUGAACUCUUCAAGUCCAACAUGGUUUGUUCUUUCAUCCUGCUGCUGCUGCUGAUGGCCGUCCAAGCUCUGAUCCCCGCCCCACGGUGGUGUCCAAUGGUUGCUCAGUUCAUAAUCAGCAGUAGUGUUUACUCCCUGCUCCUGUUGCUCACUCUGGGGGAGGAGUUUAAGUGUUGCCCCGCCCCUCUUCAGUCACUCUGUUGCUGGAUUCAUGAAACCAAGAGUGCCCGGACGCUGCUCACGCUCACUGCCAUCACCGUCAACUUUGGAGUUGCCUCCUCAGACAUCCUGUGGUGUGAUUCGUCAGACACUCACAUUAACAGCAGUGACUCCCUGCUGGCUCCGCCCACCUCCACCUGGCCUGACAUCAACAUCUGUACGAAUCCAGAGUACAUGGUGCUGAGCGGCGUGGUCGCCAUGGUUACCUGUACGGUGUUCCUCAGGUUGAGUUGUGUGUUGAAGCUCGCCGUCCUCCUGUUGGCCGCCGCCCUCUACACCUACCUCAUGGAGACGCACAGGUCUCAUCACUUGUGUAGGAACGGAGUUUGUGUCGUUCUCAUGGUGAUGUUUGUGGUUGCUGUUCUCUACAACAGCAGACAGCUGGAGGCGACGGCCCGGCUGGACUUCCUGUGGCGCCUCCAGGCGAGGAAGGAGGUGGAGGACAUGAAGGAGCUGAGGGAGCACAACGAGUGUCUGCUGCUCAACAUCCUGCCCGCCCACGUCGCCCAGCACUUCCUGGAGAGAGAUCGCGACAACGAGGAGUUGUACUCGCAGUCGUAUGAGCGAGUCGGCGUCCUCUUCGCCUCCCUGCCGGGUUUCUCCGACUUCUACGAGCAGAAGGAGCUCGUUCAUCAGCACGUUGAGUGUCUCCGCCUCCUCAACCACAUCAUCACCGACUUCGAUGAGCUGUUGGAGGAGUGUUAUUUCCAGGAGGUGGAGAAGAUUAAAACCAUCGGUAGUUCGUACAUGGCAGCGUCUGGUCUCUCUCCUGACAGACAGGAGUGUGAGGACGGCUGGCAUCACCUCAGUGAGUUGGUCCUGUUCGCUCUGGCCAUGCAGGAAACACUCAAACACAUCAACACACACACAGGAAACAACUUCCAGCUCAGAGUCGGUAUCGCUCACGGUCCCGUGAUCGCAGGUGUGAUCGGUGCCACCAAACCUCAGUACGACAUCUGGGGGUCGACGGUGAACAUGGCGAGCAGGAUGGAGAGCACGGGAGUCAGCGGGAGGAUACAGGUCCCAGAAUCAACCAGCUGUAUUCUGGUGGAGCGAGGAUUCCUACGGCAACUCAGAGGGAACAUUUACGUCAAAGGCAUCAGUGAACGCCACGGCAAGAUUCGGACGUUUUUCAUGAGCAGUCGGGAGGAACGGUCGAGUUUCAUGGAGCGCGGCGGUGGGCGGGGCUUCAGUCUGAACAGGAACACGCUGGGAGCUGUGGUCUACAGUCUGGUCCAGGCCAGGAAGAGAGAGAAACUGAGGGAGGAGAACGGAGGGUUUCACCUGGUGGAGGCUUCGUAGGACGACGAGGGAUCGGACAUCUACGACCUUCUGUUACAGGCAGGUGUGAAGGGGUCAAAGGGCACGAAUGAUAGAGUUUCAUCCUUUAUUUGAGGUUUUUCACAUUAAAAGCUUGGUUCCUCCCUUUUCAAGAAGACCUUUAAUGUGAAAAAUAGGCAGGAAGAUGAUGAAUUAGAGCUGUGGACGAUAACGAGACGACAGAUAAACAUGGAGUUUUCAGUUGAGGUAGAUGAAGAAGUGACUUGAAGGAGCCAAUGGAGAAUUCAUGACUUUGUUUCCGAGCUGUUUAAAGUUCAGUUCUCAGGGUUUGUCGACUUUCCGCAACAAAACUCUUCUUUUUUUAAAUCUGUCUUUUUGUGCCUUUUUUUUGGCACCUUUUGGACAGUUAUAAACACCUGAGUCAGAGCAGGACGUCCACGUCACUGUGACCUGAGGAAACAUUGGAGGAUGUAAGGAGAAGACUUUCGUGUUUGGUAACGUUUUAGCUUUUACUCAGACUUUUCUCAACUCGUCUCUACAUCGUCUCUGGUUUUGGACAAAAACAGACUCAAAGUGACGACCUCUGCACGGUUACUUAAACUGACCACAAGGUGGAGCUGCUGCCACAUUAGGAUUACACGCUGAUCGUUAUUCAGUGGUUUAAUGUCGUGGACGAUCAGUUUAGAUUUCAGCUCUUUACUUUGGAUGUUUUUGGAUUUAAUUAAAGGACAAAUGUAUCUGGAACAAACACUAUUUUAUGUUUAAUUCAUUUCCUGUGGAUCAAAAAUGAAAUGUUUGCCGAUUUUUAUAUUUUUGAUUUAUGUCUGUUUGGAAUUUACACGUGAAAACUUCAAUCAAAUACAAAUUUACCUCUUGAAAAGAAGGAGUUGAUAUUUUCUGUCAGUUUCAGAGAACGUCAACUUAGAAAAAGAUUAAAUAAAAUCAAUCAAAACCUCAGUGGAUGUUCCAGAA